Messenger RNA from Phyllostomus hastatus (greater spear-nosed bat), 1606 nucleotides. It is a transcript of the gene SLC48A1, whose product is annotated as solute carrier family 48 member 1. The record is from RefSeq and is a predicted model, not a curated record. Bases 108 to 548 code for a protein of 146 amino acids. Gene Ontology annotation, molecular function: heme transmembrane transporter activity; heme binding. Lineage: Eukaryota; Metazoa; Chordata; Mammalia; Chiroptera; Phyllostomidae. Gene Ontology annotation, biological process: heme transport. Gene Ontology annotation, cellular component: lysosomal membrane; plasma membrane. The transcript is spliced from 3 exons.
UGGGCGGAGCACCGGGCAGCCGGCGGCUCCCGGCUUCGGCUCCGGAUCGUGGCCCUGCACCUGUGACUCUCCGCGGCGCUCGCCCUCUCGCCCAGAGCCCGCAGCCCAUGGCCCCGUCUCGCCUGCAGCUCGGCCUCCGCGCCGCCUACUCCGGCCUCAGCUCUGUGGCCGGCUUCUCCAUCUUCCUCGUCUGGACGGUAGUCUACAGCCAGCCGGGGACAGCGGCUAUGGGCGGACUCGCAGGUGUGCUGGCGCUGUGGGUACUGGUGACGCACGUGAUGUACAUGCAGGAUUACUGGAGGACCUGGCUCAAGGGGCUGCGUGGCUUUUUCUUCGUGGGUGUCCUCUUCUCGGCUGUCUCCAUUGCCACCUUCUGCACCUUCCUUGUGCUGGCCAUCACCGGGCACCAGAGCCUCACAGACCCCAACAGCUACUACCUGUCCUGCGUCUGGAGCUUCAUUGCCUUCAAGUGGGCCUUCCUGCUCAGCCUCUACGCCCACCGCUACCGGGCUGACUUUGCCGACAUCAGCAUCCUCAGUGACUUCUGACCCAGUGGGUGAGGUCUCUGUACCCUGGGGUCCUCAGGACCUGGACUCAGCUUCUGAGACAUCGGGCACUGCCCCACCCCUGGGGGACCCCAGAACCAUGGCAGAAAAUACACAGCAGGAAGACUUUGGCCUCCCAGGAAGCUGUCCCGUCUACUUUGGGGGAGACCUGGGUGCAGUAGAAAGGGGCUCUGCCAUGUUGCUCCUCAUUGGCCUGGCUGGAGGGCAGCUUUUCCAAAUGGGUCUAUUUCCUUAGCACUCAGUGAGGAAUCUUUGUAAGCAUGGCCAGAGUACCGGUGAAGGAGCCAAGAGACCUUGACCUAUGCCUGGGGCCCGGCGCAGGUGGUUUGUCCCCUGACAUUCCAGGAAUUCUUCCUCGGGCUGGGGCGGGCACCUGGGAAGGUCAGGUCAAGAAAGGGUCUCCGGUAGAGACCUCAAACCCAGCCCCAGCAUCCUAUCCUCUUGUUCCCCCAAGGGUCUUGGGCACAUGGGCAGAGAAUCCGGUGUCCCUGCUGCACCCAGAGCUGCCCUCCCACGAGUGUUGCUAGGCUCAGUCAUCUCCUCCACCACCCAAGUCCUCCCUCUCACAUGCGGCACCCACGCCUCAGAGCAGGACUCCCCAGUGAGGCCAGACUGAGGGUCUCGGGGAAGGUGCUUCCGCCCCCAGAAGGGCUUCAGGAGGGGGCAGCGAGAUGUGGGCUGAUGGGCCCCUCAGACCUGUGUCUGCGCACCGCCAGCCCUGCACUCCCACUCCCCCUUCUCACGCCUGCCCCUGGCCACACCCAGGUCACCCAGAACAGCCCCGGCCAUGAGAUGCCCCCCUACCUAGGGUUUAUAUCUUUUAUCCUCUCCCUUCUGAAGGGCAAAAUCUGCUCUCUGCCCAUACACUAGCCCAAGGGCUCGCCUGACUCAGAGGGAAGGGACUACUGUUAUGUGUCUUUUUAUGUUAGAUUGCCAUUUUGCACGGUCUGCCCCUUUCCCACCUGUGUCACCCCCUCAGCUCUUUGCCUUAUCUGUGUCACUGUCACUUUAGCAGAAAUACAGCGACCAUUUGUACCAGA